AUGCUGUAGUUGCUGAACCUCUUGUUCAAUAGGGAAAGACACACGUUCGAGAACACCACUUCUCCAAACUGUUGGUGUUUUUGCCUGCCUGCACUAUUUGUACACGCUAGUCCUGCUUUGCAUGGCUGGGUUUAAUGGGAAUAGUGUGUGAUUAGUGUGUAGGACCGUUGCAUAGGAAAAGAGUGAAUGGGCGGCAGCUAAGGAUUGCAAAGACAAAACAGAAAGAGCUGUUUACAAAUUUUACCGAUUCUCCUAAAGAAGAAAGUAACCUUUAAGCGCAAUGUCCCUGAUGUUCUCACGUUCCAGCUCCACUGCUAUCGGCAAAAAGGACAAGAGACACAUGGCAGAGGUGAACGCUUCCCCCCUUAAGCACUUUGUCACGGCCAAGAAGAAGAUCAAUGGCAUCUUCGAGCAGCUGGCUGCCUAUAUCAAGGAGAGCUCAGCUUUCUUGGAAGAACCGUACAAGAAUGAAAAACUGGACCCUGUUACCACGGAGGAACAGGUGCUGGAAGUGAAGGGGUACCUGUCCAAGGUCGCUGGAAUCGGAGAGGUUUUGGCAAGAAGGCACAUGAAAGUAGCCUUCUUUGGCAGGACGAGCAAUGGGAAGAGUUGUGUGAUCAAUGCCAUGCUUUGGGAUAAAGUCCUGCCAUCUGGUAUUGGGCACACCACCAACUGCUUCCUGAGAGUGGAGGGUACUGAUGGAAACGAUUCCUACCUUCUCACUGAAGGCUCAGAGGAGAGAAAGAGCAUCAAAACAGUGAACCAUCUGGCUCACGCCCUCCAUCAGGAUGAAGACCUGGACGCAGGCAGCCUGGUGUGCGUCAUGUGGCCCAAAGCAAAGUGUGCCCUGCUCAGGGACGACCUGGUGCUGGUCGACAGUCCUGGUAUUGAUGUCACCACUGAGCUGGAUAGCUGGAUUGACAAGUUCUGCUUGGACGCUGAUGUCUUUGUGCUGGUGGCAAACUCCGAGUCGACUCUGAUGCAGACGGAGAAGCAGUUUUUCCACAAAGUGAACGAACGGCUGUCGACUCCAAACAUUUUCAUUUUGAACAACCGCUGGGAUGCCUCGGCCUCAGAGCCGGAGUACAUGGAGGAGGUGCGUCGGCAGCACAUGGAUCGUUGCACCAGCUUCCUGGUGGACGAGUUGAAAGUGGUGGACCGUGCCCAGGCCAGCGAUCGCAUUUUCUUUGUGUCUGCUAAGGAGGUGCUGCAGGCAAGGAUCCAGAAAGCUCAGGGAAUGCCUGAAGCAGGUGGUGCUCUGGCGGAAGGUUUUCAAGCAAGAAUGUUUGAGUUUCAGAACUUUGAGAGGAGGUUUGAGGAAUGCAUCUCCCAGUCGGCAGUAAAAACCAAAUUCGAACAGCACACAGUGAGAGCGAAGCAGAUUUCGGAAACGCUGCGGCUGAUCAUGGAUUCAGUUCACAUCGCUGCACAAGAUCAAAGGGUUCAUUGUAUGGAAACGAGGGAAGAGCGGCAAGACAGGAUGGAGUUUAUCGACAAACAGCUGGACCUGCUGACGCUGGACUGUAAGAAGAAGAUUAAGCAGAUCACAGAGGAGGUGGAGAAACAGGUCUCGAAUGGCAUGGCGGAGGAGAUCAGGAGGCUCCACGUUCUGGUGGAUGAAUUCCACGUGGACUUCCACACUUCCCAAGUGGUUCUCAAGGUUUAUAAGAAUGAGCUCCACAAGCACAUCGAGGAGGGUCUGGGAAGGAAUAUGUCUGAGCGAUGCUCCAAUGCCAUCACCACUGCUCUGCAGACAACACAAGCAGAAAUGAUAGAGGGGAUGAAGCCUCUUCUGCCUGCCCCAAUCCGGGAACAGGUGGACAUGCUGGUCCCCCGGCAGUGCUUCAGCCUCAGCUACGACCUGAACUGUGACAAGCUCUGCAGUGACUUCCAGGAGGACAUCAGCUUCCACUUUUCCCUGGGCUGGACCAUGCUGGUGAACCGUUUCCUGGGGCCGAAGAACACGCGGCGAGCGCUCAUGGGAUACAGCGACCAGGUGCCUCGGCCCCUAGCCAUCACCCCCGUGAGUACCAGCAUGCCUCCCUUCCCUCAAGGCUCGGUGACCCAAGAGGAGCUCAUGGUUUCCAUGGUCACUGGUCUAGCGUCUUUAACCUCCAGGACAUCGAUGGGCAUCGUUGUGGUUGGAGGAGUGGUCUGGAAGGCAGUGGGAUGGAGGCUGAUUGCCCUGUCUGUUGGCUUGUACGGUCUCUUGUACGUUUAUGAACGAAUGACGUGGACGACGAGAGCCAAGGAGAGAGCUUUCAAGAGGCAGUUUGUGGAGUACGCCAGUGAGAAGCUGCAGCUCCUUGUCAGCUACACCGGGUCAAACUGCAGCCACCAAGUCCAGCAGGAGCUGGGGGGCACAUUUGCCCAGCUCUGCCAGCAGGUAGAUGUGACCCGACAGAACCUGGAAGAUGAGAUCAAGGAAAUGAACGAGAAGAUUGAACUUCUAGACUCAUUGCAGAGCAAAGCCAAACUUCUUCGGAACAAAGCAGGCUGGCUGGACAGUGAACUCAACAUGUUCACUCAGCAGUACCUGCAACAGGGCAGGUGAGGCACUAAGGGGGGAAGACAGAGGUGCUGCAGAGAAACCAACAAUGUCUAUUCCUGGGCUAAUCGAGGAAAAACCCUGACCAUGAAUUCUUCAGAAACAGAUGAGAAGUAGCAGAAAUGUGUGUACACUGUAUAAGCUGUGUAAAUGAUUAACUUUCCUGCUUAGAUCAUUUAUAAGAUAUUCCUUCUGCACCUUAAUUUAUGCUUAAGGCAAUUUCAUUCAUGCUUUUAAAGAUAUAAUUUAUUUAACACCAAAUGUCCCAAGAGCUGUCAUAACAUAUGUCAAGUCUCUGAAGCAGUAAUUCAUUGCUAUGACUUUUGGUACUGUACCUAUAAUUUAUAAGUGUAAAAUGCCUUUUUUUAAAAUAUUAUAGCUCAUAUGUGCCACAUUAUGCAUAAGUGAUUUCUAUGUAGUACCACACAAUGGCAUUUGAAAGGGAGGGGUAACUGUGAUUAUUAUAACAUGCUGUUUAGAAGCAAAGCAAAUGACACAACUCGGUAGUGGGCUACUGUUUCCUAUGCAAUCCCAGACACUCAUCAGGGUUUUGCUGCGCAGUAAACUGCACUGUGUAUUGCAACACAAAUGCAUGUCCACUCUGCAAAGGGUUUAGCAAUAUAGCUGGCUGUUAGGCAUGUGACCUAGGAUACACUAUACCCUGUUAAUAAGCAGGUAAAUUAACUUUAAAAAUCAGAUAGGGCCGUAGAUCUUUACUGCACUGAAAAAAUAGCCAGCAAGGGCUGUUUGUGUAUAGUAUAUGUGGGAAUAACAUAUUAAGGAUUGAACUGAACAGGACCCUGAACAGCCUCUCUAUAGCAAGUCAGGAUACAAUGAGCUAAAGGGACGUGCAGUUUAUAUCUGGAAAUGUGAUCAUGCCAAGAAAAGUAACGCUACAUUUUUUAGUAAAAUCUAGUUUGUGUGGUUCUUGUCUUUUGGUCAGUUAUUUCAUAUGUUUUCCGCGAGAUCUACAAGGAAGAUGUAGGUAUUGUCCUAUUUGAAUAAUUGAAGAGUCAAAUUGAGAUCCGUCAUCUCGCCUGAGAAAGGGACGAUAGUGUCUCUCUUUGGAGUGUCGCGUAAGUGCUUUCGUCGUAUUUAACAGCAGAGAAACGUUGCCGCUGUUAUUAAAGGCAUUGAUUUAAGGAACACAGUAGAGUUGAAAUGCCUCCUUAUUAGAAUUUACACUAGAGACCAUUCGAUCAACUUGAAUUCUGUAUUGGAGAAGGCACGUUUUGAAGUCUGCAUGAUGCAGUGGUGGACAGAAGCACUGCUUCCUUGCUUUUGUAUCGAUAUACAGGUGGUGCCAAUUGAUUCGAAUAAACCUUCAGGAAAAAUGCACUUUUUAUGUUUUUGCUGCUUAAGUUAUUGUUUUUUUUUUGGUUGUUGUAACCAAGCUAAAGAAAGUGAAUAAUUUACUGCUUGUUGUAAUGUACUGAGUCACAUGUGGGUUUGAGGGGUCAGUAUGUUUUGAAUACAGCGUGCAUGUGGUUGUUAUUGCAGUACACGUUGGGUGCCCUCUGCAUUGUAAUGGAACAGUAAAAUUCAGACUAAAUUA
This is a messenger RNA of Polyodon spathula (Mississippi paddlefish), 4103 nucleotides long. Its product is annotated as mitofusin-2-like. The record is from RefSeq and is a predicted model, not a curated record. Gene Ontology annotation, biological process: mitochondrion localization; mitochondrial fusion. Gene Ontology annotation, molecular function: GTPase activity; GTP binding. Bases 281 to 2554 code for a protein of 757 amino acids. Gene Ontology annotation, cellular component: mitochondrial outer membrane. Lineage: Eukaryota; Metazoa; Chordata; Actinopteri; Acipenseriformes; Polyodontidae. The transcript has 18 exons.